UUUAUCGUUAGAAUGCCGCUAAAAAUAUAUAUAUAUGAACGUGCAUAUAUAUAGCAGGCAAGCGGAAUCGGGUAGUUUAAUCGAUAAAAUCACAGGGAAAGUGCUGGGUUUUCAGGCGGCACACACAGCGGAUACGCGACGUUACACAACCACGUCGCCUUUGGUACUGAGUGGAGCAGCCCCACUGCGAGAGCCAAUGGGCCAAGUGGAGAGCGAGCUUUUGGGGUUCAGAGGCACAACUACCACCGGGAGCGAGCUUUCAAAUGCCGGCUGGUUUCAGCGAGCAUUCCCCAGCUGUUGCGCCAAAAAGUAUAAACAGUCCAUUUACAAUAGCCUCAAAAGAUGGAAACGGGCAUGGGCAGGGAGUACGCGGAGUUGGAUCCACAUUAAACUCGAAAACAAUACACGGAAGUCGGGAGUUAAGCCAGCGGAGCUUCAACGUCCGCCCCUGCUAUGCAUAUCAAGUUGAGUUGAAGGCGAAGUGGUAAUGGAGCAGCUAUGAUGUCACUCCAUCGCCCGAGGCGAAGGUAACGCCUUCGAGCACCAAAACAACAAUUUCGGAUUAUUUUAAAUUGGAUUAACUGAUCAAAAUCAAGGAGGCGCUUUUUUUUGAAUAGGACUGGGAUGUGAGACG
Messenger RNA from Drosophila subpulchrella, 634 nucleotides. RefSeq lists its product as uncharacterized. Bases 35 to 469 code for a protein of 144 amino acids. Lineage: Eukaryota; Metazoa; Arthropoda; Insecta; Diptera; Drosophilidae. The transcript has 3 exons. The record is from RefSeq and is a predicted model, not a curated record.